Molecule: messenger RNA, 810 nt
Organism: Cyphellophora europaea CBS 101466
Lineage: Eukaryota; Fungi; Ascomycota; Eurotiomycetes; Chaetothyriales; Cyphellophoraceae
Exons: 5
Coding region: 1-810 (269 amino acids)
Source: RefSeq, a predicted model, not a curated record
AUGUCGGAAAAGGGUAGACUUCAAGGGAAAACCUGCAUCAUCACAGGUGCUGGACAUGGCUUCGGUGAGACGAUGGCCAAAGCAUUUGCAAGGGAAGGUGCCAAAAUCGUCGUUGCCGAAAUCAACGCCGAUCAGGGUGUCCGAGUCGCGAACGAGAUCCAGUCCGACCGGGCUGAAGAGACAGCCAUUUUCCAGCAGACAGAUGUCACAAAGAAAAGCUCGUGGGAACAAGUUGUCAAGCGAGCUUUAGAGGCAUUUGGCAGAAUUGACAUCGUGGUCAAUAAUGCAGGGACGACAUAUCCAAAGAAAGACUCCCAUACGGUGACAGAAGAUGAGUGGGACACUGUUAUCAGCGUCAACAUGAAGUCCAUUUACCUCUGUACUGCUGUUACUGUUCCUUAUUUCUUGGAGCAGAAGGCCGGCGUUAUCCUCAACAUCAGCUCGGUCGGUGGAAUCCGAGUUAAGAAUGGUUUAGUGUGGUAUGGAGGGUCUAAAGCUUUUGUGAACAAGAUCACCGAAGGUCUGGCAUCCGAGUAUGGGCAUUCUGGAAUUCGAGUGAAUUCUAUCUGCCCGAUUCUUGGGUACACAAAUCUAGCCCAGUCAUUCAUGGGUGUGGAAGACACUCCUGAAAAUCGUGCGAAAUUCGAGUCCUCGUUGCCACUGGGCAAAGCCCUGCAAUCCAAUACUUCCCUCGGAUAUGUUGCGAAUGCAGCCAUUUACAUGUGCUCUGAUGAAGCUGCGUUCGUCAGUGGUAUCAAUUUGCCGGUCGACGGAGCAGCAACUGUGUACGCACCAGGUGUUGGGAAGUAG